Molecule: messenger RNA, 484 nt
Organism: Vidua chalybeata
Lineage: Eukaryota; Metazoa; Chordata; Aves; Passeriformes; Viduidae
Gene: RPL35A
Product: ribosomal protein L35a
Exons: 5
Coding region: 117-449 (110 amino acids)
Biological process (GO): cytoplasmic translation; ribosomal large subunit biogenesis
Cellular component (GO): ribosome; cytosolic large ribosomal subunit
Molecular function (GO): structural constituent of ribosome
Source: RefSeq, a predicted model, not a curated record
GGCGCCCGCUCGGGUCCUGGCGGCUCAUUUCCCGGCAGGCAGCGCGGCGCGGGUCUCUUUUGCCGCCAUCUUGGGGCGCUGGGGGCCUGCCGGGACCGGGUCUGCGGGAGGACACCAUGACCGGGAGGCUGUGGUGCAAGGCCAUUUUUGCUGGCUACAAACGUGGCCUCCGAAACCAGCGGGAGCACACGGCCCUUCUGAAAAUUGAAGGUGUUUAUGCUCGUCAGGAGACAGACUUCUACCUGGGCAAGAGGUGUGCCUACGUGUACAAAGCUAAAAACAACACGGUAACCCCUGGAGGCAAACCCAACAGGACACGCGUGAUCUGGGGGAAGGUGACCCGCGCCCAUGGGAACAGUGGCAUGGUCCGUGCCAAGUUCCGCUCCAACCUUCCUGCCAAGGCCAUUGGACACAGAAUCCGGGUGAUGCUGUAUCCAUCUAGGAUCUAAAUUUUUAUUCAAAAUAAAAUGGAGAAUCUGUUUAA